Molecule: messenger RNA, 306 nt
Organism: Monoraphidium neglectum
Lineage: Eukaryota; Viridiplantae; Chlorophyta; Chlorophyceae; Sphaeropleales; Selenastraceae
Exons: 2
Coding region: 1-306 (101 amino acids)
Source: RefSeq, a predicted model, not a curated record
AUGAACGGCCCCCCCAUCAUGAUCAUGUACCGCGCCCUGGACACCCCCAAGGCCACCGUCCGCGGCAACAACUCCUGGCUCAACCUGCUCCAGUUCCGCCUGGUGCCAUACUACAUGAUGGGCCUCAUUGUCAUCAAAGACGUCCAGCUCUACGGAGUGACGUCAGCGGCGGGCCUGGCGGGGGUGAUCGUGGGGGACCAGCUGUCUAAGCGCAUGGGUCAGAGGGUGUUCCAGCAAGUGUUGGGUGUGCUGAUGGUGCUCUGCUGCGUGCUGAUGUUUGCGAGCGGCCUGGGGCUGGUGGCUUGA